Molecule: messenger RNA, 1101 nt
Organism: Sphenostylis stenocarpa
Lineage: Eukaryota; Viridiplantae; Streptophyta; Magnoliopsida; Fabales; Fabaceae
Source: the annotation of a GenBank genome assembly
AUGGAGGAUAUAUCGAAAUACGCGCACAGUCCUGCACACGUGGCAGUAGCGAGGCGUGACCAUGCCGCACUGUGCCACCUCGUUUCCUCCAUUCCUCGACUCGCCAAAGCCGGUGAGGUAAACACUGAAGCUGAAUCGCUCGCGGCGGAGCUCAAAGCCGACCAGGUGUUCGCGGUUAUCGACCGCUGCGACGUUCCAGGAAGAGAAACCUCUCUCCACCUGGCGGUGCGUCUCAGAGACACUGUCUCCGCCGAGAUUCUCAUGUGUGCUGGUGCGGAUUGGAGUCUUCAGAACGAGCACGAUUGGAGUGCGCUCCAAGAAGUCGUGUGCACUAGAGAGGAAGCCAUUGCAGUGAUCAUCGCGCACCACUACCAGCCUCUUAUAUCUCUCUGCCACCUUGGAAAUCUUCAUGCCACACUUUCCACCAAUGGCAUGCAAUUUUAUAUCCAGCAGAGAUUGCCCGCUUCACUAUUUAUAUCACCAUGUAUUCGAUCGGAGAUGUCUGCUGUUGCCGCCGGAGAAACUACCGCUCCCGCCGUGGAAAAGCCAGUGGAGGAGGUUAAGGCGCCGAAGGAAAAAAAACCUAAGGCUCCUAAAGAGAAGAAACCGAAACAGGCUAAAACUGCUUCACAUCCUCCAUAUUUUCAGAUGAUUAAGGAGGCUUUGGUGGCGCUGAACGAGAAAGGAGGAUCGAGCCCGUACGCUAUAGGUAAGUACAUGGAGGAGAAGCACAAGGCGGUGCUCCCUGCGAAUUUCAAGAAGAUUCUGGGUCUGCAAUUGAAGAACCAAGCGGCAAGAGGGAAACUCGUUAAGAUCAAGGCUUCGUACAAGCUGUCCGAAACCGCAAAGAAGGAAAAGAAGGAGACAAAAGCCAACACCGAGAAGACAGAAUCGCGUCCGAAACGAAGCAGAACCGCAACCACCAGAAACGCAACCACCGCUGCUCCGACGAGCAAGAAAACCGAGGCGAUUAAAAAGGCCAAGAAGAAGGUUGGGCCGAAGAAGAGUAAGAAGGUGACUACACCCGCGAAGCCCAAACAGCCCAGGUCCAUUAGGUCUCCGGCCAAGAGGGCCCGGAAGGCUACCAGUACUGCGGCUUGA